GUGUAGAGAGAUUUAAGGUAGUGUACACUAAGUACAGAAUAAAUUUUCAAGUGUAGUGAUGAUAGCACAAACGCGAAAGUGUGAAAUAAAAAUGGUGGUUUGCAUACACAGCGAAACAUAGCCUACGAAAAACAAAGUUAUAACCUACGAAAAACAAAGUUAAAUAACACGUUCUCUCUACAAUGGCAAUGGAAGGAAUUCGUGAAAUUUGUUACAUACUAAUGGAUUCUUCCGACGACGAUGACGAAAAUGAAAACAUUCCUGAUCCACAUUUCAUGAUCGAGGAUGAUGAUUUCGACAUGAUUAAAAAUUUGAUGCAAGUAGUCAUACAAGGAAUUGUAAGAAGACAACGCAUAAAGGUAAUGAAUUAUGUAGAAAAUCAGGUAAGAAAUUACAACGAAAAUGAUUUCAUCAUGCACUUUCGAUUGUCACGAGAAGUUGCAUACACAUUGAUUAAUCACUUUGAAAGAUCUCCAGUAUUCAUAUCUUUAAGAGGUCCUGCUGGUUUUGAGCCUACGUCACCAGAGAAACACAUUUUGUGUUAUUUGUGGUUUGUAGGGCACCAAACUGCAUCCUACAGAGAUGUGGCAGAUAGAUUUGGUGUUAUUUUGAGCACUUUGUACAAAAUAAUAUCCAGAGUAACGACAUUCUUAAUAUCAAUUGCACCUAAUAUUAUAAAAUUUCCUUCACUGGAAGAGAGAAAUCUCACAAAGGAACAUUAUUUACAAAAAAACGGAUUUCCUGGAAUCAUAGGUUCUAUUGAUGGUUCGCAUAUUAGAAUUGAUAAACCUUUAUAUGACAAAGAUUCAUAUGUAAAUAGAAAGCAAUACUUCUCAAUUCAAAUACAAGGUGUGGCAGAUCACUGAAAAAAGUUCAUUGACGUUUUUAUAGGAUACCCAGGUUUGGUGCAUGACGCCAAAGUGUUACGAGAAUCCUCUUUAUUUAACAGCUUAGAUGAUAUAUGUGGAGAAAAUGGUUUUUUACUUGGAGACAGCACUUAUCCCUGCAUGAAACGUUUGAUGGUACCUUACAAAGACAACGGUCAUCUUACACGAGCACAAAGAAACUUCAAUCAGAAGUUAAGUUCUUGUCGUGUCAUCAUCGAAAAUGCAUUUGGUUGCUUAAAACAACGAUUCCGUCAACUGUACCAUUUAAAAUUGAGAAAUAUGAUUCGAAUUGUUUAAGUCAUCCACGCAUGCUGUGUGCUGCAUAAUAUAGCAAACGAAAACGAUUUGAGACUAUUCGAAGAUCCAAUUGCAGAUGAUUAUCCUGAUGACGAAGCAAGACAUUUUCCAAUUAACGACAACAUUGAAAUAGAAGAUAAUUGUGAAGGACGAUAUCUUAAAAAUGAAAUAUGCCGUCAACUAGCUAUGCGAUAAAUAUAUACAAAAGACAACAAUAUACAAUAAGAAAAUGUGUAUUAAUCUUGUAUAUUCAUGUAUUUUAUAAUCAUGUACUUUAAUAUAAAAAUAAGAUUUAUUACAAUAAAAUAUUAUACUUUUAA
This is a messenger RNA of Nylanderia fulva, 1504 nucleotides long. The record is from RefSeq and is a predicted model, not a curated record. NCBI's taxonomy places the organism in Eukaryota, Metazoa, Arthropoda, Insecta, Hymenoptera, Formicidae.